Messenger RNA from Urocitellus parryii (Arctic ground squirrel), 591 nucleotides. It is a transcript of the gene Asip, whose product is annotated as agouti signaling protein. Gene Ontology annotation, biological process: melanosome organization; hormone-mediated signaling pathway. The record is from RefSeq and is a predicted model, not a curated record. Gene Ontology annotation, cellular component: extracellular region. Gene Ontology annotation, molecular function: neuropeptide hormone activity; melanocortin receptor binding. NCBI's taxonomy places the organism in Eukaryota, Metazoa, Chordata, Mammalia, Rodentia, Sciuridae.
AUGGAUAUCACCCGCCUACUUCUGGCCACCCUACUGGUCUUCCUAUGCAUCCUCGCUGCUUACAGUCAUCUGGCACCUGAGGAGGAGCCCAGAGAUGACGGGAGCCUAAGGAGCAACUCCUCCAUGAAAGUACUGGAUAUCCCUUCUGUCUCUAUUGUGGCACUGAACAAGAAAUCCAAAAAGAUCAGCAGAACAGAAGCAGAAAAGAGGACAAGAUCUUCCAAGAAAAAGGCUCCGAUGAAGAAGGUAGCGCGGCCCCGGCCCCCUCCGCCCACGCCCUGCGUGGCCACCCGCGACAGCUGCAAGUCGCCGUCGCCACCCUGCUGCGACCCGUGCGCCUCCUGCGUGUGCCGCUUCUUCGGCAGCGUCUGCUCCUGUCGCGUACUCAACCGCAACUGCUGAAACCAGAAAGCUCGCUGUCCCUUGAUCGAUCCUCCCACGCUGCGGGAAGUCCGGCUGAAGGCGCUAGCGCUACUUUCCUGGGGUGGGAAAGCCCAGUUAGCUCCGCCCACUGCUGCACUCGCUUCUCCACCCCACCUCUGAGCACUGGGAACACCGAGGGAGUGCAGACCCGGCUGGCGAAAGAGAGCU